Clavispora lusitaniae ATCC 42720 is the source of this 1131-nucleotide messenger RNA. RefSeq names its product galactose-responsive transcription factor (gene GAL4). Gene Ontology annotation, cellular component: nucleus. Lineage: Eukaryota; Fungi; Ascomycota; Pichiomycetes; Serinales; Metschnikowiaceae. Gene Ontology annotation, molecular function: zinc ion binding; RNA polymerase II cis-regulatory region sequence-specific DNA binding; DNA-binding transcription factor activity, RNA polymerase II-specific. Gene Ontology annotation, biological process: positive regulation of transcription from RNA polymerase II promoter by galactose. The record is from RefSeq and is a predicted model, not a curated record.
AUGACUUCCGUGAAGCAAGAGCCCAGCUCCCCUCCAUUUUUUUCCAUGGAGAACUUGUCUAAUUUGCCCUCCGAAAGUCUUGCUGAAGAAAAAUUCGAUGCGCUAGAUUUGGGUGAGCUUAAGCAUUCGGAGAUAGAUUCUAAGCCAGAGCAACAGCUCAAGCAACCGCAAUUAGAGCUUACCCAUCCAGAGUUGGAUCUUAAGCAACCAUUGGUUGAUCAAACUCCUUUCACAGUUCCUGUCAUGGCAAAUGUUCCCUCUCAGGCUCCUCCUGUUGCACUCAAUGCCUCUGUCCCUCCUCCUGUUCUCCAGAGCAACAUGCAUAGUGCCAAACCGGCACCUGCUGCUGACACUUUGACUCAAUCGGGUUCUAAGGAUGAAUGCAACUCGAAGGAAGAGUCCGAUAUGAACAAUCUAAACAUUGAGCAAGCCUGCGACUCGUGUCGCAAGCGCAAACUCAAAUGCUCUAAAGAGUACCCCAAAUGUCUGAAGUGCAUUCAGCACAAUUGGUGUUGUUCGUACUCGCCACGCACCGUGAGAUCGCCUCUCACCAGAGCACAUUUGACGGAGGUGGAAACACGCUUGACCCGUGUCACACAAAUGUUGCGGUUUUUGUUACCUCCGGGCGUAGAUGUUGACAAAUUAAUGGAAAGCGGCCGGUUUGAAGGGGCAUUGCGGCCAUUCCGCGAAAAGUUGCGUGGAUCGGAGCCCACCAGUCUUUCUCCUCUGGCGUGCUCUGUUUUCUCUGGCGAAGAAUCGUUGAACGGAUCUUUGCCCAAGAAGCUGCUCACGUUUGACCGCGGUUAUGAUAAGGAGAAGAUCAAGAGGGAGAUUAUAGAUGACUUUGUUCUCAACAACAUCCAUACGGACAAAAGACCGUUUGGAACGGAAAAUCGGCUGGGCUCAGAAUUGGGGCCUGAAAUGGCGAUGCUCGGGGCGGGCUCCAAGCAGGUGCUGUCUUUUGAGUCGACCAAUCCUGUGUCGCUUACUAGUCCUUCGUCACUUCUCUCGUUGGAUUCGUUUGACUACGAAGUUGACGAGGAGCUCGACGAAAAGUGCAUCAAGAAACAGAAAACGCACCCGAGCGAGUACACGUCCAUUUUCGAUGAGGUGAUGUGUGACUUUACCUAA